Puccinia graminis f. sp. tritici CRL 75-36-700-3 is the source of this 1350-nucleotide messenger RNA. RefSeq lists its product as uncharacterized. Lineage: Eukaryota; Fungi; Basidiomycota; Pucciniomycetes; Pucciniales; Pucciniaceae. The record is from RefSeq and is a predicted model, not a curated record. The transcript has 7 exons. The coding region runs from base 1 to 1350 and encodes 449 amino acids.
AUGACCACCAACGCUUCCUCUACCCCGGACGAAUUGAUUGUUACUAUAUGCCGAUUUAUUACCCUUUACCAAGCGAAACCUUCCGCCGAAGCGCGACUUGCCGCGUUCAUCGUGAGGUACACGCCAAGCUUCACGAUGCGAAUAAUGUUUUGCUUUAUCGCUGUCAUAAUGCUUUGGGUGAUCAUUGUUUGCUGUGCCAGCAUGAUUCUGAGAUGGCGAAGAGGUACCCUGUGGUUUGUGCGUAGCCUGCACAAAAGUGACGGUGCAUAUUUAACUCCACAUGUGGGCUCCAUGUUUGCUUUGACCUCGAUUUUUUCUGCUCUCGGUGUCGGACUCCUCAUCUGCUACGAAAUCAACUUGUGGGAUGGAAAGGUCGGGAUUCAUUCAUCUUCAAGGUACAGCGUCAAUUGGAAAGAGUGGACUGACUGUAUUGGUCGUAUUCAUAAUCAUCAGGUCCUACCCAACCCUUUGAUCAUACAAACCAUGGUAUGGUACCCUGUCUGGCUAGGAAGUUUUUGCAUGGUUUGGGGAGCCGCUAUUGCCGCCUUGAGUUUGUUUAACCAACCUGAAGUGAGGAAUAGCACUCUAGGCUUACAAAAUGCGAAAACAAUUCAGAUGUCUUCCACAAUGUGGAACUGUCUGGUGAUUGGGCUGCCCGUGAUAGUCUCAAUUGCUAUCAUCACUUCAGAUGCCUAUGCGAUCAUAAGGGCCAACACCUUACAAGCACAGGUACGACAAAUUUUCGUGCGGAUGGAAAGUCUGAAAACACUCGCGUCGGACUAUCAGCAAUGUCUCAAGAGCCCAUCUCCAUCAAGCCCACCCAACUUCUCUUCGGUUCCUGAGCUUUUGCCACUCUUGCUCGACUUGCAUCGCGAUUCACUCAAUCUUACGAACAGCAUGCAAAUCAGCUUUGCGUGUUGGUCACUCGGCGGAAUAAUCAAUUUCGCGAUUUGGUUACCAUGUUUUAUCAUCCAACUGAAGAUAUUCAAAAAGCAGGUGGACGAUGAAAAUUUCCUCAGUCAACCAAAGCCGGUCGAUAGAAUUUCGCCCCAUGAAAUAAGCCUGCCGUUAGAGCUUGGUGGCAGCCCUAUCAUCCAUCUUGAUUCGCCAAUUGCUGCUGCUCAGGGCCAGGGACAUGCAAAAAAAGCAGUGAAGCGAUCGCAGACAAACCUCAGCAAGAAUAAUUCGUGCAACGCAGAUCGGGCUUUGAUUUUUAGCUCGCUUUCUUACACGAUCGUCACUGUGGGGACACUUUGCUUAACACUUUGGGGUUCAAUUGUUCCAGACGUCGUUUUCAAGGACGGAAAGAUUCGAAUGCGGUUCAUCGGUAUUCUUCUGUUAGUCACCUAA